Molecule: messenger RNA, 2153 nt
Organism: Anneissia japonica
Lineage: Eukaryota; Metazoa; Echinodermata; Crinoidea; Comatulida; Comatulidae
Product: cell cycle checkpoint control protein RAD9A-like
Exons: 13
Coding region: 67-1428 (453 amino acids)
Biological process (GO): mitotic intra-S DNA damage checkpoint signaling; DNA replication checkpoint signaling; DNA repair
Cellular component (GO): checkpoint clamp complex
Source: RefSeq, a predicted model, not a curated record
CUCCACUUGUGAAAGUUAUUUGCUUACGAAAAAUAGAGGUGAACUCAUUGAGCGGGUGUGAUUAAAAUGAAGUGUGUUAUUCCUGGUGCAAACGUGAAAAUUUUUGGAAGAGCAAUUCAUUGUCUGGCAAGGAUCGGUGACGAACUCUACAUAGAACCACUAGAAGAAGGGCUUGCAUUGCGAACAGUUAAUACCUCUCGUUCAGCAUACGCUUGCUUCAUCUUCUCACCAAAUUUCUUUAGUGAAUAUAAUGAUGGGUGUGGACAAUACCAGUCAAACUCAGGAGAUGAUGAUGCUUUCAGGUGUAGAAUAACAAUGAAGUCUUGUUUGGCAGUGUUCAAGUCAUUAAGUAGUAUUGAGAAAAGUGUUGAACGAUGUAAAAUAGAGCUUUCCAUACAAGAGGCCAGGAUGGUCUUUCAGUUGUAUUGUAAACAUGGAAUUGUUAAGACAUACAACCUUACCUACCAGGAAACAGAAACAUUACAAGCUGUAUUUUCUAAAGAUUUAUGUCCAAAUAAAAUAGUAGCAAAUUCUAGAAUUUUAAGUGAUACAGUGUCAAAUUUUCAAACGUCGCUUGAAGAAGUUUCGUUGAAUGUCACCCCAGAAGUGAUCAGCUUCAAGAAUUAUGUGGAUGACGAACCAGAUCCUAGCAAAGUUAUGCACACGGAAAUGAGUUUAAACCCAGAAGAGUUCCAGAAUUACUGUAUUGGUGUAGACACUGAGGUGACAUUCUGUUUAAAAGAACUUAGGGCUAUUCUUUCAUUCUCUGAUGCUACAAGCCUUCCUCUAUCAAUCCAUUUUGAAACCACUGGCAAACCCAUAGUUUUCUGUAUAGAAAGUGAAGAGGUGGUGGAUGCAAGUUUUGUGUUGGCAACCCUUGCUGAUCCAGUCCCAUCACAGAGUUCACAAUCCUACGGAUCACAGCUUCAGUCCAGUGGACGAGUCAGUACAGCCAAAAGUCUCAGUAAAGUGAAUAGAAGCAAGGGACAAUAUUCAGUUAAAAGGAAUAGAGGUGAUGCUGGGACAUCAACAGGGAAUAAAUCAAGGCAUAAUAACCUGGCUACUUGUGAUGCUAGUUUUCCUGACGAUGACUUACUACACCUAACGACUCACCAUGCAGGAGAAAGUACAUCAAAUUGGCAAGCUGAGUCCAGACCUAUUGAUGAUAUUCCUGGAAGUCCUGUGAUACCUCUAACUGUUGUCCCAUCACAUUCAACAAGGGAACAAGACAAGGAACACAGCAACCCAAAAAAUGGAGAUGGAGCAGAUAGCGAGGAAGAUGAAAUAAUACCUGGAACACCUCCUAGUAAGAAGUUCAAGUCAUUGUUCUUUGGUUCAUCACAAGUCUCCCAGUCUACUAACCAAGCGAGUUCACAGCCCCCUCCUGUGGUGCUUGCCGCGGACACUGACGAUGAAGAUUCAGAUUAAAGAUACCAAGUCGUAAACAUUUUAGCAGGGGGGUUUAACAAUAUUCCAAGCACUGCCAAGGGUAACCAUUCAUUUCACUGGGUUGUGUGGGAUAACAGUAAUCGCUUUACUGAAGUUAUUCUGGAGACCGAGGUCAGAAAAUGUUGGGAUUUUUUGUUCUUUAGAUAUCUUUUUUAAAAACUUGAUUGCCAGUCUAGGACCAGAAAUCCCAAAAAAUAAUAAUAACGUGAAAGCAGGAUAUCUGAAAUAUUUAAAAUCAUAUUUUUAAAAAUUGUUAUAUUGUUUGGAGGAUACUCUAAAUAUUGUUGGUCCUCCUGACAAUGUCAGGAGCUUUGGAAUAUAUGCUAAGUUUAGGCAAUAAAAACGAUAUUUUAAAAAGAAUGCUAAAAAAAAUAAUUUAAUUACUAUUUUAGGGGCUUGUGGAAUUGAAUGAAAUAAAUAAUAAACAUAUUUAUGUCAUUGAGGCAGUCCCAUGAAGUCACAUGAUCAAUUUGAUAAGCCCAUAUUCAUCACGAUAUUGCCACUCAGAUCUCUUGCAGCAUGAAGGCUUACUUAUAUCUUCACUUGUCCACUGUGUUUUAGAAUAUUCUGCCAUGGAGGAAGGAAUUCACAAUAUGUGUGGUUAAUUCUUAUAGCCAUUUACAAGCAAAAAAAUUGUCAAUCUAUUGUACUGUACAUAUUUAUUAUUUUAGAUUUCUAAUAAAUUAUAUCUUAUGAAUUGAUAA